This is a messenger RNA of Caenorhabditis angaria, 624 nucleotides long. NCBI's taxonomy places the organism in Eukaryota, Metazoa, Nematoda, Chromadorea, Rhabditida, Rhabditidae. The record is from the annotation of a GenBank genome assembly.
AUGACUAACAACUACCAAACUGAAUCGGUAUGUUUAUCUGAAAUUUGAAAUUUUUUCGAAAAAAUUAUAUUUUUCAGUAUGCGUUGAAGUCGAACAGAAAUCAAUUGCUCUUGAACAAUUUUUGUGUUUUCGGUAUACAAAUGUCAUGUUUCAUGUUUUUCUGUCGUGAAUCUUAUAAUCAGAAAAGUGUCAUGUUUUUGACUUUUGUGAGUUUUAAAAUUGAAAAACAUAAUUUUUCACAAGACAAUUUUUUCAGGCCCUGAUCCAAGCUAUGAUUUCGACCAUGUUUGUUCUUCGAAACGAAAUAUGCAUCGCAUUUCAUCACAAACUUCAAUCAUAUCUUUUUCACUAUACGUGUUUUAUCAUUUUGAUAAAGUGUAUUGGAUGUAAGUUUGAACUGGCUCAAAUGAUGAGCACAAUUUUGAAAAGCUUCGAAAAAUUCAAUAUAACUUCUUCUGUGUUUCAGAUGCGUACGCAAAGAACUUCGACAUCUUCCCGUAUUUUGUACAAGAACCGGACUACGCUCUCAUUUUGGUUGUACAAUUCUAUUACACUGACUGCGUUCGCGAUUAUUUCAAACAAAAAUUGUAUUUUACUACCCAGAAAACUUGGCGCUUUUUUUAA